AUGCAACCAUUGUAUUGCCAAUCUCCCAAAUAACCCAUCAAGAAAGACUCUUGUUUGCACCAAUUCUAAAAAUUACUCUCCGAAUCCCUCAAUCGCAAAUAAGCUAUAUAAAAUAAAGAAAAUACCAGAAGUAGUUUUCAAAUGAGAAGCUACAGCAAAUUGUAGUCGCCUCCCCAUCGUUCUAUCCCAAUUAACAAUUAACUCAACCAAGACCUCAAAAAAACACUCAACAGAGUCAAAUCUAUGCUCGAUAAGGCCUACCAAGAAAACUUAGCAUUGAAAACCGAAAAUAAGGAAUUACUACAAUUGCUGCAAGAGAAAAACCUAUUGAUUGAAAAAUUACAAUAGAAAAAAUCAAUAAGCCAACAUUCUUGA
Molecule: messenger RNA, 375 nt
Organism: Paramecium tetraurelia
Lineage: Eukaryota; Ciliophora; Oligohymenophorea; Peniculida; Parameciidae
Exons: 1
Source: RefSeq, a predicted model, not a curated record